This is a messenger RNA of Linum trigynum, 3450 nucleotides long. NCBI's taxonomy places the organism in Eukaryota, Viridiplantae, Streptophyta, Magnoliopsida, Malpighiales, Linaceae. The record is from the annotation of a GenBank genome assembly.
AAGGCAUAUUCUUAUUACUUUUAAGAAAGAGGGCCUUGAGGCCAAUUUAGUUAGCACACCACCAUGAUCACCAAUCUACUUAAACAUCAACUUACAGCCCAAACAUGGGGUUCGUAACCUCCUUGUUUAUCCAGGAGUGAGGUUUGUAAGCUCCUUAUUACCCGAACGCAGGAGAAGAAAAGAUGAUCUCGAGACUCAGCUGCAGAACUACAAAGAGAGCAAAGAUUGUGAACAGAAGGGUUUCACCUAUGAACUUUAUCCAAUGUGAUGAUCCAUUGUGAAGGAUUAGCCACAUUAUCAGUUGGUCACGAUGAGGACAUCCUGAUUUGCAUACCAAAUUGUACCAGGGAACUUGAGCUUGUUUUGGCCUUAUGGCUUCCAAACUGUCUUUACAGAAUAAUUUUCCAAUCUCACCACAUCACAAAAAUCCCCACUAGAUCUAACACGAAGAUGUCCUGCUGCUAUAGCUCUAGUAUUAAGAACUUUCCUCCAGGCCCACGAGCAAGAAAUAGAAGAGAAAAUAUACUAAAUGGUAGUGUACUGGAGAUGGUAGCUUCUAGACCUGACAAAUUACGACCCGACCUAAACCCGUCCGAAAAAAUAUAAGUUUUUAUAACCCAAAACCCAAAUGACCGGAACCCGAAUAACCCGUGAUUUUUUGUGUUCGGGUUGGGUGGGUUAGCGGGUCGACCCGUUAGACCCGUUCCAUUUCAUAUGUCACUCUCAAAAUGAUAAAAUCACUCAUAAAUUGGCGAGAUAUUUAAAAAAUUCACAAUGAUUUGAAAGACAUGUUUGGAGUUUAAGGAUAAUAAAAUAUCAUGUGUUUCUUAUAGUAGUAUUACUCUUGUGAGUGAUUUUUGAUGAUUUGUGCAAUUUGUAUUUCAUUCCAUUGACAUGGGUAGGAUGUGAGAAUAUGUUAACUAACAUCUGUUUGGUAAACUAUUUUCAUGCAUAUGGGGAGGUUUGUAUUCUUAAAAAAAUAUGAAGCAUGUUUGAUAUUGUUUCUGAGAGCGCUCGUAACACAAUAUGAAGGUUUGCUCAUUAAUUAUUUUAUUGAUAUCUUAAAGGACAUGGCAUGCUGACUCGACGGAAAUAAAGUAUUUUUGGAUGGUAUUGGAUGGAAUGAUCGAUUUGGGAUUUGGUAUUCAUCCGAAAGACAACAAUAUUUUCUAGAGACAAUCUGAACAUUGAAAGUGAAACUGCUCUCGGCUCUUGCCUUCCUCGUCCUCUCCAACAACAGCGUCCAGAAAGCAGCACCCGCUUGGAAACAAUGGAAACCAAUGACCGCGCGACAUCUUCUAAUCCGCUUCAGGAGUUGGAUUGGAUUCCCAAACUCGUCCAUCGUCGCUGUUCCCACUCCAGAACGUCACUCAAAAAGAAACAAAAACUUUAUAAUCCCGUUUUCUGUUUCACGUACUCUGGCAAACACAAAUCAAAUGAGACGAAUUUCUAUCCGGCAUUGUUCGCACCAAUACCAUCCAAAAUCAAGAACAUGUACCAACUAACUAUAUCAUCGCCCCCCCCUCCAACCCUCUACUUCCCAUUCCAAGUCCUUUCAGUUCUUAACGAUUUCCCCUGCUUUUCUUCCCAAAGAAGAAGAACAGGGGAAAAUAGGGAUAUAACAAUGGGCUCCUCUGGUUUCUCCCCUGUUUUAUCAUCAACCCUCAUUACCCUUCUCCUCGUAUGUUCCACCUCCUAUGGCGCUCCCACCCACCAUCCCAACAAGAGAAUUCACAUCCACCACCGCGUUUCCAGCCACAAUUACAAGGAAGCCCUGACCAAGUCGAUCCUCUUCUUUGAAGGACAGAGGUCCGGGAAGCUGCCCCGCACCCAGAGGAUGAAGUGGAGGGGAAACUCCGGCUUGUCCGACGGAUCGGCUGCCAACGUGAACCUCGUCGGAGGGUACUACGACGCAGGGGACAAUGUGAAGUUCGGUUUCCCGAUGGCUUUCACCACCACAAUGCUGUCUUGGAGCGUGAUCGAGUUCGGCGGGAUGAUGAAGGGGGAAUUGCCCCACGCCAAACAAGCCAUUCGUUGGGCGACAGAUUACUUGCUCAAAGCCACUGCAAAACCCGAUACCAUUUACGUCCAGGUCGGAGAUGCCAACCGCGACCAUGCGUGUUGGGAAAGACCGGAGGACAUGGACACGACUCGAACGGUCUACAAAAUCGACAGGAACACCCCUGGCUCCGAAGUCGCGGGCGAAACAGCAGCAGCUCUCGCGGCGGCGUCCAUGGUGUUCAGAAAGAGCAACCCUUCCUACUCCAAACUCCUGUUGAGCAGAGCAAUGAGAGUGUUCCAUUUCGCGGACACGUACCGUGGAUCCUACAGCAGCGGCGGGCUACGAAACGUGGUUUGCCCCUUCUACUGCUCCUUCUCAGGUUAUCAGGACGAACUGCUCUGGGCCGCAGGUUGGCUCCACAAGGCCACAAAACUUCCGUCCUACCUCAGCUAUGUCAAAUCCAACGCGCGCAACCUUGGAGCCGAUGAAUACGACAACAUCUUCGGUUGGGACAACAAACACGCGGGCGCCCGAAUUCUCCUCUCCCGCUCCUUCCUCCUCAGCAAAAUUUCCGACUUCGAGGACUUCAAGGACCACUCGGACAACUUCGUAUGCUCAAUUAUACCCGGCGUGCCUUCCUAUUCCUCUCAGUACACUCCUGGAGGUCUUCUGUUCAAAUUGAAAGAGUACAAUUUGCAAUAUGUGACCUCGACUUCAUUCUUGCUGCUAACUUAUGCCAAGUACUUGGCCCUUUCGGGCAAGUCGGUGGAGUGUGGUGGGAGCGUGAUUCGGGCUGGAAAGCUGAGGUCAAUUGCAAAGAGACAGGUGGAUUAUUUGCUUGGAGAGAAUCCUCUCAACAUGUCUUACAUGGUUGGAUAUGGGAAGAAGUACCCACAAAGGAUACACCAUAGAGGUUCGUCUUUGCCAUCGGUUCGGGUUCACCCGAGUCGGAUUCCGUGCUCCUCCGGAUUCCAGAUGAUGUAUUCUCAGUCGCCCAACCCGAACGUGUUGGUGGGUGCGGUUGUGGGCGGGCCGGAUCAGGGCGAUAGGUUCCCGGAUCAGAGGAACGAUUAUGACCAUUCCGAGCCAGCAACUUAUAUCAAUGCACCGUUGGUUGGGACAUUGGCUUACCUUGCCCACAUAUUUGGGCAAAUAUGAUUUUUGGUUGAUUAACAUCGGGUAUAUGCACCACUUUUUUGGGUUUAUACGUCAAGGAUCUAAUAUAUAGUUUUGGUACGUCAGGGUCGGAAUGCAUCGAGUAACAUUUUGAUGUGUGCUGCUCGCUUUUUCUAAUGUUUCACCUUGGUUGUCACUCAACGGAAAGACCAACAUUUACUACGGUUGAUAUUGUGAGAAUGUUUGAAGGUGGCAUUGAGAUUAAUAUCUAUAUACCGCGAACAUGAAUUUUGGUUAUGAGUAUGUUCCACAAAUAUAAUUUACUGUGAAUU